This is a messenger RNA of Mycotypha africana, 882 nucleotides long. RefSeq lists its product as uncharacterized. The transcript is spliced from 3 exons. Gene Ontology annotation, cellular component: membrane. Gene Ontology annotation, biological process: transmembrane transport. Lineage: Eukaryota; Fungi; Mucoromycota; Mucoromycetes; Mucorales; Mycotyphaceae. Gene Ontology annotation, molecular function: transmembrane transporter activity. The record is from RefSeq and is a predicted model, not a curated record. Bases 151 to 618 code for a protein of 155 amino acids.
UUUUAGGAUCGAACCAUAGAUUAAUACACACACAUUUUUUUAUUUUUGAAAAGAAAACGGCCGACAAAAAAGCGGGGGCAUUUAUAUUUGGAUCUCAUUUUUUUCACGAUCAUUCAAACAAAAGAGUAGAUCCAACAACACUAUCGAUUGAUGUCUGACGAAAUUGAAAAGAUCUCGGUACAACAAGUGGAGCAUGGCGAAGCUACUCAAGCAUUGAAUGCUGAUGAACUUUUACUACAAAAGCUGGGUUAUAAGCAGGACUUGAACCGUUCCAUUUCUGCUUUUUCAAAUUUUGCUAUUGCAUUUUCAUGUUGUUCGGUACUUUCAGGCUUAACGCCCAUGUGGGGAGACUCCAUGAUGGACGCAGGUUCAUUAGGCGUUAUUUGGGGUUGGGUCAUCACAGGCUCGUUCACCAUGGUCGUGGCUUUAUCAUUGGCUGAAAUUUGCAGUGCUUAUCCUACCACGGGGGGUCUCUAUUUUUGGGUAUCGCGCUUGGCUACCUCCGAAUGGAUGCCUUUAGCCUGUUGGGUGACAGGUUGGUGUAACUGGAUCGGUCUAUGCUGUAAGUGUGUGUGUGUGUGUGGUUUUCCCUCUCCCGUAGUAGUCGAUGGACGAUGAUGACCACUCACCCUUUGCUUCUUUUUUCCAUGUGUGGUUAGUUGGUAUCUCUUCUGUUGAUUUAGGUCUUUCUCAGUUUAUUGCGGGUGUCAUUUCCGUCUUUAAUCCAGAGGUGGAACUCUCAGUGUAUGCUCAAUAUGGUAUCUUUGUCGCUAUUCUUAUUAUUCACGGCAUCCUUAACUCUGUUGCGGUCAGUUGGAACGGUAUCAUGAACCAAGGAGCAUUCUUUGCCAAUAUGUUGGGUAUUUUAUUGAUCGUCAUUGU